GAGAGUUUCGGAGUCCCUAAACGCCAUUCGCCCCCUUCCCUCCUUCUCCUUGCCAUGAAUUUUUUCCCUCUUUGGUUGUUUUGUGAUCCGAUUGACACGAGAGGCGUUGCCUCCGACUUCCCAAUUAUGACUAUUGCUGUCUUACUCCUCAGGCAUUGAGCAUCUUCACCACCCCCCGACGCCAUCAUGUCGUCCUCUCCAGCCAGCGACCCUGCUGCUGAGGCUGCUGCCAUGGCUGCGGCACAACAGGCUGCCGAAGAAUUCUACCGAGAAGUCUGGACACUUCUCGGUGUUGCUUUCUUGGUUGUAGUGCUCAGGACCUUCGCCCGGUAUAGGGCUGUUGGAUUCAGAAACUUCCAGCCAGAUGACUACCUGGUGUGGCUUGCAUUGACAUUUCACGGCAUUGAGAGUGGCCUCGCCUACUCCGUCGGUGCGUGGGCCCAUGGUUUGGCCAACAACGGUAUGACCGAUGAGGAACGGGCCGCUUUGUCUCCCGGUGACCCUGAAUACGAGCUGAGAGUGAGGGGCUCCAUCAUUCAGCUCUGCGGAUGGUCGAGCUACUCGAUAGUGCUAUGGUCUCUCAAGGCCGCGCUGCUAGUGCUGUAUAUGCGACUGACGGACGGCCUCGCACGGAGCUACAUCAUUCGCAUAUAUGUUGGCUUCGGAAUCGUCGUCAGCACCUGGCUCAUCGUCACGCUGAACCUUUUCCUUGCUUGCCGUCCUUUCCACAGGAUGUGGCAGAUCCACCCUGACCCAGGAAACGUCUGCCAACCUGCGGUAUCGAAUCAAGUCGUCUGGGGCUACUACACGUUCAACGUCUUGACCGACCUGUACCUCCUUUCGAUUCCUUUGCCCUUGCUCUGGGGAACGACGCUCAAGACGUACAAGAAAGUGGGCAUGAUCGUCCUGUUUGGCGGAGGCAUGUUCGUCAUCGUCUGUGCCACACUGCGCUGCGUCUACAUCGUCACCGAUCCCAUCAACGGCGCCCAAUUAGCCGGGUCCUGGGCUGUCCGCGAAACGUUCGUCGCCGUCGUCACAACAAACCUACCUCUCAUCUUCCCGCUCGUCAAGAGCUGGUUGACGCCCAUGCUCGGACCGCUGAUGAGCUCGGUGCGCUCAACGAAGAGACUCACCGACGGGACGCCAAAUGAACUCCGUACCUUCGGUGGCGGUGGCGGUUCGGGGCCUAGCUGGCGCGGUCGCGGACCUCCGACUGCGAACCCUAUCACCAACUUCACGUUCACCGAAAGCGAGGAGCGUAUGGUCGGCGAUGCGAAGAUGCAGGACGCCGCCAAUAAUACAUGGGCACAUGACCCAAAUGGAGAUGCCGGCGCCGGCUCGUCCGGGUUACAUAGCAUCCAGAAGUCGGUUGAGGUCGAGGUCGUCCGAGAGCCGCGGGCCAGUGGCGAGUACGAGCAGCCACAGCAGCAUCCGCACUCGCAGGUACCACAGCGGUCGCUUUCUCGAGGGCAUCACCAUCAGAAACACCCUUGGGAGAGAGGAGAACACUCGGCCUUUGCUAGUGGGCCCGGGUAAGGGUCAGAGUUGAGAGCAAGGAGAGGCUUGCGGGAGAUUCUCCCUCUCAGACCGAGUACGCCGUAGCUCGUUGAGGGGUUGUGGAAAACAAAACUACGUUGUGCGUGUACGGAUUAAAAGAGGAGGAUAAACAGAGGGCCAUUAAAAUAGUGUACAAAAAUCCCCACAGCUGCACAUAAUAAGAACCACACAGAAAGACGGGAGCUAAGUAAGCUCCGUACCUACCCCAACAGCUCCCCACUUGGUGCCCUGUCCUGUCCCGCUUUAACGCAGGAGCUACGAAUUCAGUACCAUAGUCGCGC
This is a messenger RNA of Sodiomyces alkalinus F11, 1838 nucleotides long. RefSeq lists its product as hypothetical. Bases 187 to 1536 code for a protein of 449 amino acids. The record is from RefSeq and is a predicted model, not a curated record. Lineage: Eukaryota; Fungi; Ascomycota; Sordariomycetes; Glomerellales; Plectosphaerellaceae. The transcript has 6 exons.